Molecule: messenger RNA, 924 nt
Organism: Rotaria socialis
Lineage: Eukaryota; Metazoa; Rotifera; Eurotatoria; Philodinida; Philodinidae
Source: the annotation of a GenBank genome assembly
AUGACGUUUGAAUCUAUUACAGUCACCGUUGAUCAACUAUUGUUUAGUGCAAAUAACCGGUACUUUUUGCGGGGGCUUACACUCGAUAUUGACGUAGGAAAUCUUCCAAAACAAAUUCCACUCAAUCGCAUUGUUUCUCUCACACUUCACGAAUCUUUUUGCAUCAAAGUUAUUGAAAACUGCUUAGAGCUUCGCUCAUUAAAGCUAAUUGGCGUAAUUAAAUGGGUUUCAUGCACUAUCAAUAGUAUUUCACGCGCAAACACGAAACUUAAUCAAAUUACUGUUGUUACUCCUACUAUUAGAUCUCUGACAGAAUUAUUUACAUCUAUUUUAUCUAUUACCUCAUUGCGUCGACUGGAAAUUCUUACCGAUGAAGUAGCAGAGAGUUUCAAAUUCUGCAUUUUACCUGCACCACUAAGUAAAAUCGAACAAUUUCUCUUAGACUCAGGUUCUACAAUUAACUGGAAUGACUUAUCACAAAUCCUACCUGAUCUCAGUAGUAUUCGCUUCUUGAGUGUCAAUUUGAUUGAUCGCAACCAAAAGCUUAUUCCUUCGUUCAUCUUUCAGAACCUUCGUACUCUUAGUCUCGGACUACUAGAAGUAUCGUUUAACUGGAUUAUUCAACUAGUGGCAACAACACCAUGUCUCAUUAAACUGAAACUAACUGGUCUUGUAGACGCCGACGGUUUUGUGGUUAAUCAAAGGUGGAUUCAUCUAUUUGAGUCGACACCGAGACUUCUGCGGAUAUUUGUUAAUGUAUCAUUAGAGCAAAGUAAAGAACUCUAUCACUGUGAAAAAAUUCAAGCACCACUAUGUGCUCUUAAUCUGAAUCUUGUAUGCAAUGGUGAUGAUAAUGAUUGCAACCUCUACUACGGAGAAGUAAACCGAUGGUGGAAUUUACGAGGAAUGGUCAUCAAGCAGUAA